Messenger RNA from Aquila chrysaetos chrysaetos, 2891 nucleotides. It is a transcript of the gene OXTR, whose product is annotated as oxytocin receptor. The transcript is spliced from 2 exons. Gene Ontology annotation, cellular component: membrane. The record is from RefSeq and is a predicted model, not a curated record. Gene Ontology annotation, biological process: maternal process involved in parturition; positive regulation of vasoconstriction; regulation of systemic arterial blood pressure by vasopressin. NCBI's taxonomy places the organism in Eukaryota, Metazoa, Chordata, Aves, Accipitriformes, Accipitridae. The coding region runs from base 88 to 1266 and encodes 392 amino acids. Gene Ontology annotation, molecular function: oxytocin receptor activity; peptide binding; vasopressin receptor activity.
CACGGCUGCCUCAAACGGGGACGCGUUGGCAGAGGACCUGGCACCCACCCUCUGUGCCGGCAGGCUUUAUGCGGGACGGAGCCGGCCAUGGAGAAGUUGUACUUUGCGGGGAGCGGCGCAUGGACGCUCAACGGCUCGCUGGGGAACGGCAGCCUCCGCCUGGAGAACCAGACCUCCGGGAGGAACAGCACCACGGACCCCCUGAAGAGGAACGAGGAGAUGGCCAAGGUGGAGGUGACGGUCCUCUGCCUCAUCCUCUUCCUCGCCCUGACCGGCAACCUGUGCGUGCUGCUUUCCAUCCACACCACCCGGCAGAAGCACUCCCGCAUGUAUUUCUUCAUGAAGCACUUGAGCAUCGCUGACCUGGUCGUGGCCAUCUUCCAGGUGCUGCCCCAGCUCAUCUGGGAUAUCACCUUCAGGUUUUACGGGCCGGAUUUCCUCUGCCGGCUAAUCAAGUACUUGCAGGUGGUGGGGAUGUUUGCUUCCACCUACAUGCUCUUGCUGAUGUCCCUGGACCGGUGCUUGGCCAUCUGUCAGCCGCUGAGGUCUCUGCACAGGAGAGCGGACCGGGUCUCUGUCCUCCUCACCUGGCUGCUGUGCCUGCUGGUCAGCAUCCCUCAGAUCCACAUAUUUUCUCUGAGGGAUGUAGGGAAUGGGGUUUACGACUGUUGGGCAGAUUUCAUCCAGCCCUGGGGACCUAAAGCCUAUGUCACCUGGAUAACCCUCAUGGUCUACAUCAUCCCCGUGUUGAUGCUGAGCAUUUGCUAUGGCUUAAUCAGCUUCAAAAUCUGGCAGAACGUGAAGCUUAAGACGGCUCACGGGCCCAACGUGGGUCUGAGCUCCAGCUCCCGCAGCGGGACGGCCUUUGCCAGGGUCAGCAGCACCAGGCUCAUCUCCAAAGCCAAGAUCCGGACAGUCAAAAUGACCUUCAUCAUAGUGUUAGCUUUCAUAGUGUGCUGGACUCCCUUUUUCUUUGUGCAGAUGUGGUCUGUGUGGGACACCAAUGCUCCGCAGGAAGCCUCCCCCUUCAUCAUCGCCAUGCUCCUGGCCAGCCUCAACAGCUGCUGCAACCCCUGGAUCUACAUGCUGUACACGGGGCACCUCUUCCACGACCUGGUGCGGCGCUUCCUCUGCUGCUCCACGCGCUACCUGAAGUCACGGCCGGCGUGCGACCUGAGCGUCAGCAAGAAGAGCAACUCCUCCUCCCACGUCCUCAGCUGCAAGAACACGAGCCAGAGGAGCUUCACGCAGCCGUCCAUGAUUUGAGGCAUCGCUGGCCAGGACAUUGCGCCGCUGCUGUGCUGCCUCCAGCGCUUCCCUGUGAAAAGCUGGGAUUUGGACAAGCAAGGGCGUUUCUAUAUAAAUAGGUGUAUAUAAGUCUGUGCGCGUGUAAGCAUGUACAGCGGUUGUUAUUUAACUGAGGCAGGAGUUGGGGGAGGACUUCUGUGUUCCAAGUUUCAGUGCUGCCUGGGACUGGGCACCAGGGACCUGCUUCUGAGCCCCCAAACCACUGACAUCGGUGGCUUUUAGACACCACCGGGAGGGACAGGUUUUGCCCCGAACGAUCCCGCGCUGCUGGGGCAGGUGUGCUACGUCCCCGUCGGAUGCAAGGGGCUGCAGCGCGGGGUGAUAAGUGCCACCCCGGGCACCCGGGCGUCGGGCACCCGGCCCCACCGCCGGAAUCCCAUGGGAUGCCAGCGCCUGGCUGGGGCAGAGCCGCGGGCACUGCGUUCUCAACACGGGCGCGAUUGCUUUGCUUGAAGCGCUGUGGGGCAGAGGCAGCCCCAUCUCUGCAUCCCUGCAUCCCUGCAUCCCUGCUCGGUGCCAGUCCUGCUUCCCCCAGCCCGGGCCUGCCGGCGGCACCGCCGGCACAGAGCAGGGCAGUCCUGCCGCCACGGGCUGGGGGGGGGACAGCGGGGACAGGUCUGGGGACAGGCGUCCUGGGGGGCAACACUAAUGGCCGGGUGUCCCUACCCCCCCAAGCUGUGCUCCGUGUGCUGUGUGAGGCUGGGCACACGGGUCAGCAGGAGCCAGGGGAGCGGACACGGCGGCAGGGCCAGGGGAUCUGUGCAAUAACACGUUUGCCGAAUGUGCUCAAAAGCUUCUCUGAAGGCAGGUGUGUGGGAUUACAGCUGGACUCCGUGGGGUUUAACAGAGAAACUCCUGUUGAGUCCCCUGAGGCCAAGCUUUUGCUUUGGGUUUACCGCAGAUCGCAUUUAGUCUUUUACACCAAUGCAAUUUUCUUGCUCUGUAACGCACAAGUUCAUGCUUAUGGCAUGGAUUUUUAAUUGUUAAGAAAUAUCUGUAAAUAAAGUUUUCUCACUGUGUUGUGAUGGAAAGUGGGAGGGGAAGUGCAGAAGGAACACUAGACUAAGAAAAGGAAGGAAACCGAUGGGAAACAACGCUUUGAACACAAGACCCAAGUGCGCUCAGCGUAACGAUGCUUUUGUCUAUCGAGUACUGCACCAAGCACUUCAGAUCUGCACACCACUUUAUUGCAUAGCAUGAAGCUAUGCUCCUGCCUUUGCUCACACUGCCUCCCAGAUCUGCAGCUGGGGGGGAUGUGCAGAAGCAAGGCCUGCAUGCAAAGGGUAAUACAAUUUGGCCUUACAUUUUGGGAAUGAAUAUGAAAAAUGCAUUUAAAGGUGUACUUUAUUUUGUCACUGUCAUCAACAGGUACAUUUUCACCUUUCAUAUCCUGGCAUUCCUUUGACAUUUUUGUAGUAACUUCAAGUGAGCUCUCAGCACAUUUGCUGAAUACGACCCAGCACAUUCAGUCUCAGCAUAUUUUACCAGGCUGGUUUAUAUUCUUAGGAAAGCAUAUAGCAUUUUCCUCCCAUGUUCACCUUCUUUCUCCUUGACAGUAUUUAAUUCCUGCACAAAACAAGGAG